Pneumocystis murina B123 is the source of this 486-nucleotide messenger RNA. RefSeq names its product peptidyl-prolyl cis-trans isomerase-like 3. Gene Ontology annotation, molecular function: peptidyl-prolyl cis-trans isomerase activity. The coding region runs from base 1 to 486 and encodes 161 amino acids. The record is from RefSeq and is a predicted model, not a curated record. Gene Ontology annotation, cellular component: catalytic step 2 spliceosome. Lineage: Eukaryota; Fungi; Ascomycota; Pneumocystomycetes; Pneumocystales; Pneumocystaceae. The transcript is spliced from 6 exons. Gene Ontology annotation, biological process: protein peptidyl-prolyl isomerization.
AUGAGUGUUACAUUACAUACAGAUGUUGGAGAUAUUAAAAUUGAAAUUUUUUGUGAAUUAGUGCCUCAGACAGCCUAUAAUUUUUUAGCACUUUGUGCUAGUGGAUAUUAUAAUGGCUGUUUAAUUCAUAGAAACAUUAAAGGAUUUAUCGUUCAGAUGGGGGACCCUACAGGAACAGGAAAAGGUGGUACAUCUAUCUAUGGAAAACAUUUUGCAGAUGAAUUUCAUUCUUUAUUAAAACAUAAUGGAAGAGGAGUGGUAUCUAUGGCAAAUUCUGGGCCAGAUACUAAUGGUAGUCAAUUUUUUAUAACAUAUACAAAACAUCCACAUUUAGAUGGGAAAUAUACAGUUUUUGGAAGAGUGAUUGACGGUGUGGAUACAACUCUUAAUACUCUAGAAAAAUUACAAGUUAAUGAGAAAUAUAGACCGUUAAAAGAAGUGUAUUUAAAAAAUAUUACAAUUCAUGCAAAUCCACUUGCAAAGUAA